AUGAGUUGUGGUGGUCAUGGGUAUUCAAAAGCAAGCAAUAUACCGGAACUCUACUGUGUUGCCAUCGGCGCUUGUACAUAUGAGGGGGAGAAUAUGGUAAUGCUUCAGCAAGUGGCCAGGUACCUGAUGCGAGCAGCCGAAGCAGCCCAGAAAGGACAAGCCCUCGGAAGGCUUGUUGACUACCUUGUGAAACCCAGCGAUAAAUGCUCGACUAUUGAUCGUCAACUGGAUCCUGACUACAGUGGCCAUUUGAAGGCGUUCGACAAGGCAGCCAAAUUGCAGGUGAUGAAGGCAUUUGAAAGGAUGCGAUCACUGAGGGCUAAGGGACUCUCUAAAGAGGACGCAUGGAACGCCAAUGCUGUUGAAUUGAAUCGAGCUGCUCGGGUUCAUACUAGGCGGUACAUCGCUCGUAAAUUCUAUGAACAUGUGGAAUCAGUUGUUGACACAAGAUGUCGCGAAGUACUUCGAGAUCUCCUUCAUCUUCAUUUCAACUAUGAGCUCUUAGACAUGGCGUACUAUCUGCUGGAGGACGGUUACUUAUGCGGUCAACAAAUGGAUUUCAUGAAAGAGGACAUGUAUCGACUUCUUGCGAAACUUCGACCGAAUGCAGUCUCCCUUGUAGACUCGUGGGAUAUCUCUGAUCAUGAACUGAGAUCGGUGCUCGGACGACGAGAUGGUCAUGUGUAUGAAAAUUUGUACAAAUGGGCGCAGGAGAGCGAACUCAAUCGGACUCAGGUACUUCCAACAUUUGAAAAAUACCUCAAACCAAUGAUGAUGGAAGCCCGUAAUCAAAGUAAACUGUAA
Molecule: messenger RNA, 804 nt
Organism: Cooperia oncophora
Lineage: Eukaryota; Metazoa; Nematoda; Chromadorea; Rhabditida; Trichostrongylidae
Source: the annotation of a GenBank genome assembly